Aspergillus pseudotamarii is the source of this 2235-nucleotide messenger RNA. RefSeq names its product amino acid/polyamine transporter I. Gene Ontology annotation, molecular function: transmembrane transporter activity. The record is from RefSeq and is a predicted model, not a curated record. Gene Ontology annotation, cellular component: membrane. Lineage: Eukaryota; Fungi; Ascomycota; Eurotiomycetes; Eurotiales; Aspergillaceae. Gene Ontology annotation, biological process: transmembrane transport. The transcript has 8 exons. The coding region runs from base 441 to 2036 and encodes 531 amino acids.
CAGGGAUCGGCACAAUAUUGUCGCUCCCUACCUCGUGGUUCUUGCGAUUAACCAGAGCUGGUGGGCCUGGAGUGCACAAAGGCACUGUCUCCAGAGUAAACCAUUUUCUAAAUAUCUCACUGGGUCAAGAAUGAUGAUGGUAAUACUACUCCUUACCUGUAAUAUUUGUAUCGAAAAUAUUCCGUUCAAAAAGAUCUUCAUACACAUACUAUUCCAAAAACUUUAACUGGGUAGAUCGCUUCUAUCCUGCGUCAUUACUAGAGGCAAGGACGAGACAAGUAACCUUUAUCACUUUACAUCCUGUGUUUCUUGUUAAGAAAUAGCUUAUAGUCGGACCGCUCCUGGUAUCUUCCUCCUCUUCGAAACAAACUCGCUUUCGUCAAUCCCCCUGGUAUAUACGAUCAUAGAACUUGUGUUACCGAUAGACACAUACGGCUACAAUGGAUAAACAGCAAUAUGAAUGUGAAGAUCGGAUACCGCUUCCAGAAUUGGGACAACAUGCACAUUCGCAUCACGUGAAUGACAAUCGAGACUUAGCACGUGUUGGCAAGUUGCCUAGUUUACAGCGGAGAUUUGGAUUCCUGUCAAUCUUGGGAUUCAGUUGUACUGUCCUGGCAACUUGGGAAGGUGUUCUCUCGACAUUUGUCCUUCCAUUGAAGAAUGGGGGAUCCGCAGGUGCGGUUUAUACCUACCUCUUUGUGUGGUUCAGCACGCUGUGCACCCUUGCUACACUAUCCGAGCUUGUGUCUAUGGCACCGACCUCUGGCGGUCAGUAUCAUUGGGUCGCAAUUUUAGCGCCACGAUGGUGUCAUAAGUUCCUUAGCUUUAUUACAGCAUGGCUGGUAAUCUUGGGUUGGCUAGGAGCGUUUGCUUCAGGUGUGUAUAUGGCAAGCUCUCAGAUCAUGGGGUUUGUUACUAUAACACAUACGGCUUUCCAGCCUCAACCCUACCAGGUAAUGCUUCUUUACUGGGCUUACGUUGCUUUUGCGAUGUUUAUCAAUGUUGGCACAGGGAGUCUUCUGCCUAAAUUUGAGGGAUUUGUCCUCAUCUUGCAUAUUGCUGGGUUUUUCGUCAUCCUAAUACCGCUCUCAUAUCUAGGCGACCAUGUAUCCGCCAAUGAAGUAUUUGGGAGCUUCAAUAACGAGGGCGGUUGGCCGAGUCUUGGAUUAUCUCUCUUUGUUGGGAUGCUGGGCAGUAAUUUUGCUUUCACAGGGUGUGACGCUGCUAUUCAUAUGACCGAGGAGACUAGAAAUGCCACGGUGAUUAUACCGCGGUCCAUCAUGAUGAGUAUUAUCUUGAAUGGAUCACUGGGCUUUGGCAUACUCUUGGUUACCCUGUUCAAUCUGCAGAAUGUCGAUCAUGUCCUCAACUCCCCUACAGGAUAUCCAUAUAUCCAGAUAUUUCUAAAUGCGACAGGGUCAAUCCCGGGCAGCAUCGCCAUGGCUUCUAUUGUGCCUAUCUCAGGGGUUGCUACUGCAUCAGGGAAUCUGGCCGCAGCCUCACGGAUGGUAUGGUCCUUCUCUCGAGACCGUGGUACUCCUUGGUGGAUACUACUCAGCAAGGUGAACUCUAGGAGAAUUCCUUUUUAUUCCAUCACAGCUAUUGUCGUCGCUGCGCUCUUAUUAUCUUUAAUAAUCCUGUGGUCUGAAGCUGUUCUUAAUGCUGUGGUGUCAUUGACCGUUAGCUCUCUGUUCUCUUCCUAUCUCAUAGCUGCUGGGCUGCUGCUUUACCACCGCCUUACAGGCAGAAUUCGACAUUGUGGCGACACAGUGCUAGUAGUUAACACAACCGGCGCUCCCCUUUCUUGGGGGCCCUUUCACAUUCCACGGAAAUGGGGUAUCGCAACAAACGCUUUCACGGUUUGUUACCUGACCAUUGCUGUUAUAUUCAGCUUUUGGCCUUCAGAUGUACAUGUCAACGCGUCGUCAAUGAAUUGGGCUAUCGCACCUACUGGAGGGACGAUUCUCUUCGGCAUCCUGUACUACAUUACCCAUGCAAAGGGCACUUUCACCGGGCCUGUGGUGGAAGUUUGUUAAACGUGUGUUUUGAUGGACUGCGCAUUACAUGUACCUUAGUUGACCAUCGUCAUUGCACCUCUUUGUCUUUUGUAUGUCAAGAGCUUCUGCCUCGGUGAGUGAUGGACAUUCAACAUUUUCAUCCCUUUUAUCUUUACCGAGCAUCAAUAUAGUGCAACUAGAAUCUGGUUAUAUUUAUUUCAUGAUUAGUAGAGCUCCA